This is a messenger RNA of Ceraceosorus guamensis, 3111 nucleotides long. RefSeq lists its product as hypothetical. Gene Ontology annotation, cellular component: membrane. Gene Ontology annotation, molecular function: hexosyltransferase activity. The coding region runs from base 1 to 3111 and encodes 1036 amino acids. The record is from RefSeq and is a predicted model, not a curated record. The transcript is spliced from 2 exons. NCBI's taxonomy places the organism in Eukaryota, Fungi, Basidiomycota, Exobasidiomycetes, Ceraceosorales, Ceraceosoraceae.
AUGAGCGACCUACCAGGGAGUGCGACUCCGCCGCAAGCAGCGUCUGUAUCAUCAUCGACCAGCGCUGCUGGCAACGCCAACAACCUCGCCCCGAGCGCGCAUCCCAGCAUAGCGAGGCAUCUUUCUCACGCGCCCCAACACGCCUCCCCGCUUCGGUCAGCAUUUCAGCCCUCGCCCUCACCGCCCUCUUCGACGGGCUCUCCGGCUACGAGCAGCUUGACACUAGAUGUGAACACGCAGCGCACACCCAUGUCUCGCGCUCCGUCCUACGAGCCGGCCAAGUCCACCAGCUCCACUCUGGCUCCGGGACCGGCACCUAGACGACUUAGCGAGCCGCAGCAUCAGCCGGUGCAGAUGACACCGCGUCCCGAACAGUAUUGGCUCGGAGCUGGCGAAGCGGAAAGUUCUUCUCGCGGCGGUCUUGUUGGCAGGAGCAGUCCUCCCAUAGCAGCAAGCCAUGGCGAUGGUUACGCCAUCAGAAGGGCACCGAGUAGGACGGGCUCAGCGCAAGGCAUGCAUUCGCAAAGCAUUGCGAUCGGCGAUGUUGGGCGCCCACAGGACGGUGUCGGUACUUGCGCAAGCGGCGCAUCCACAGUCGGGGGCUAUGCUUCCUCCGUAGAAGAUCAUUACUCUGUGCCACCUUCUCGCUUGAUUUCAAGGACUCCGACGCCAGUGCUCAGCGGUCUAGCUACCUCCACAAUGUCGGAGGAUAGCGACGAAGGCUUCAGCUCAGACUCGCGUGAUAGCGCGUGGAGGGGACAGAACAGGCGAGGACUUGGAUCCUUCUUUGGGUGGAGCGCUGCGUUGGCAGGUGCAAAGAGCGGCUAUCAGGCUGUAUCUGCCAAUCCUGGAAUCGCACCGGACACUCGAGUGACCAUCGCCGGGGGAAAGGGCGACAAGUGGGACACCAGCCCGCCGUUGACCCCCUUGAUGGAAGCAGAGAUGGGUAGACGAGGCAGCGUUGCGAACGCCGUCGCCGGAGAUGAUGGGCAACAAAAGUGGUCCAAGCUGCGUAUGCAAGACUUUACGGAUGCUGGCUCCGGCAGGAGAUCUGGACUGCCGCGCGCGCGAGCACCUCAUUCGCGAAGGAGAAGGAAUCGGCAUGCAGGUGUUCCCAAUCCUCUCAAAGUCAUUCCAACGCUGCUCGGCAGAACGUUCAGGACGUUCUUCGGCCCGAUCCAUCCCUUCACAAUUAUGAUUGCGCUCUUGCUCAUUGCAGCAUUCGUGACAAGUGUCACGAUGCUCAUCAUCUACAUCCUCAACCCGGACAAGGAACCGCUGCCUUGGAGAAGCUACUGUGCGUCGCAGAUGGCUUUUCCCCACGCGUAUGCCGAUGCCCUCGCACCCGUGGACGUCAUCGUCGGUGUGAUGACGGUAGACUCCAAAUUCGAGAGGCGAAGCAUGAUUCGGUCGACGUACGCCGCUCAUACGCUGCCCCUCACUCCUGAUGGUCGGCCUGCGGCCAACGUGCAGGUCAAGUUCAUCCUGGGCAAAGUGCGCAAAGCGUACGCUAGACGAGUCGCGUUGGAGAUGGAGGCGCACAAUGAUAUUGUUGUCUUGGACAUGGACGAGAAUAUGAGCGCGAAAAAGACGCUUACUUUUCUGAAGUGGGCGGCGGAAAAUGCCACGAUGCCCUUCUUGAGGCCGACUGCACCCCGCUCGCUUGUUGAUGCGGCAACAGGUGACUCGUCAGAGCAUACAGUUGCGCAGUCCGAUCAGGAUCGCCAAAGUACUUCCGAGGUCGCAUGGAAGAAGGUCGAUUACGUCGUCAAAGCAGACGACGAUGCCUUUAUCGUGCUGUCAGAAUUGGAACGUCAUUUGCGAGUAUCUCCUCGCAGACUGACGUACUGGGGCUAUCUCGUCAAAGAAUGGUUCAUGGCUGGAGAAGCAUACGCACUUUCGAUGGAUCUGGUCGAAUGGCUCGCAUCCACGCCGGAGGUCGAGAGAACAGCAAAAGGCAAGGAGGAUACCCGCACACCACAGUGGAUCGCGAUGCAUCCCAACCGAAGCAGCAUCAACUGGGUGUCUGAGCAUUGUUACAUCUACGACCACCCGAAGGCAAACACGCCGUAUUCGCAUGGCUUCUUGUUCCCCGACUAUGUCGAACGCAUCAAGACCGAAGCCAGAAAAGGAUUGAGCGAGCAAGAAAUCGCUUGGAGAGGUGGCGAGAGGAAGAGCCACUAUUAUAGCACUGUCAACAAGUGGCACCGCAAAUACUAUCCGCCCAGAAAUGAUCUGACGGUGGAAGAGGAGGUAGAGGCUCUGGUCGAAGGUGGCGGGAGAUGGGCUGGCACCUGGAUCAGAGGAGGAGCUGUCGAAGGCGGCGAUGCAGAUGACGAGAGUUGGCAGCCUUGGGCGGAGCUCGUCUAUGAGAGCGAUGAUGCUCGGCUGCGAUUGCCCAACGAUCACAGAAAGGGCGGACAGGGCAUGCUCGCAUCAGACGUUGAUGUUGACGCGCUCACAGGCCUUCCAAUUCUUGGUCCUCUCGUCAGUCUGAACGGCACAGCCGGGGCGGUGUCUACCAAGAGCUCGGACACUACACCUCAAUGGGGCAGCGGCCGUGGCAAGCGGCGGACUUCAGAAGAUAGUCUGCGCAGGAGCGAUCACGCGCCUAUGCACUCUCCCUUGCAGGUGGAAGCCUUGCCAGCAUAUAUUCCGAUGGAUCCGAGAAGUAGAGACGAUGCGCAGUGGCGUCACCUGCCCCGACCAACACACCGUGAAGGUGGCGGUGCUGCAGCUCGCCUUCGAGCUAAACGAUAUCUGGGCCGACCGCACGGGGGUACAGUGAUCGUGCACUACCUCAAGAAGAGCGAGUAUUGGCUGGAGACCGCCAUGGCUUUCUUGGGUCGCGAAGCAAUGUGGCAAGGCACGUUUGGAGGCGGACCUUCGCGCGAAUACAGGAUGUGGGGUAGCCCACUGGUCAGACAUGACGGAUACAUCAGCGAGGGAAGAUCUCAGCCUAGACCUGAUGCGGGUGUACGGGUAGCUGCGGGCGAUGAGCCAUGGUCGGCAGGAUCGACACAGGCUUCCAAGAGCACGAAUGCUGCGGAAAGCUCGUCAGAGGCGCAUCACACCAGAGAGGAGAGUAGUAUCUCACCGACUACCUUGUAG